AUGAUAAUCGAUAAGGACGUGCAGAUCAAUACCAAUGGUACAGGCACCGUUGUACAGGAGUAUGCCGUGCCGGUGAUCGUGUCAGAACACGUGAUGAAGAGCAAACAGAGGGGAAUGAACAUCAAUUUGGUAGUUGAGGGGGAGGAAAGAACUGAAAUGAUGCUGCUCAUGGCAAAAACGAAAGUAAAAGAUGAAAACGAAAAUGCGAGUGGUGCCACGCUCAUGGCAAAAACGAAAGUAAAAGAUGAAAACGAAAAUGCGAGUGGUGCCACGCUCAUGGCAAAAACGAAAGUAAAAGAUGAAAACGAAAAUGCGAGUGGUGCCAAAGAACAUGCGCACAGCAACCAUGCCAAUAACAGAGUGAUGACCGGUAACACAGAAACUGCCCAUGAAACCGAGCAAGCGCCGUUCAUACGGUCGUACCUCACGCUCAUAAAGGUGCAGUGCACGAUAAACGCCCUAACAUUCAUGUCAAGCAUACUCCUACACAUCAACGAUACGCCUCUCACCAAGCGACUCGAUUACUUCUUCGUGCUUCUCUCCAUUCUCCACGCAUGCCAUACGUUCGUGGUAAAGCUGUCGUAUCUCUACGGCACACCCCGUCCCAGCAUUUUCGUAUCGCUCACGCUAUUCUCGCUGAUAACGGCCAAGCACCUCUUCUCGUUCAAUCCCACACUGCUCAAAUACACGUGCGCACUGUUCAUUUCGUUCUUCUGUGCUGGUAUGCUGUUCGAAUAUUUCAAGGUGAGAACACCGUUCAUCGCUGUGUUCGUGUGCCUUACCAUCCUGUGUGUGGUGGUUGAGGGCUUGGAUGUAAGACCAAUCGUUUUUCUGGUCGAUUCACAUGCAGUGUGGCACUUCUUGGUGAUUGGUCAGAUGGUUUUGUACUACCGGUACCUGAAAAUUGAUUUAAAGAGGAUUUUGGUGCGAGCUGGCAGAGCAAAUGAAUCUUAG
This is a messenger RNA of Vavraia culicis subsp. floridensis, 954 nucleotides long. RefSeq lists its product as uncharacterized. Gene Ontology annotation, cellular component: endoplasmic reticulum membrane. The record is from RefSeq and is a predicted model, not a curated record. Gene Ontology annotation, molecular function: hydrolase activity, acting on ester bonds. Gene Ontology annotation, biological process: GPI anchor biosynthetic process. The transcript has a single exon. The coding region runs from base 1 to 954 and encodes 317 amino acids. NCBI's taxonomy places the organism in Eukaryota, Fungi, Microsporidia, Pleistophoridae.